AGAUUCACAUUGACAUUCGAUUAAUACAAUUGAAUUAAGUGGGUGAAGAAAAAAAAAGUCAAAUUAACUCUCGAAAAUAUAACAAAGUUAAUUAUCGAAAGAAAAAAAUAAAGAUGAACAAUUUAGUUAUUACAAUCGUUUUACUCGCCUCGGUGGGUUCCCUUCAUGGUUACAUCGUUCCUGGACAAACCUCAUCUUCCUCAUCUUCACACAAAUUUGAAUCAAGUUCAUCAAACCUCGGACCCAAUGGUGAAAAGGUUGUCACCUCUGAAUACCGAUCAUCAGUUAAUGGCUCACCUGUUGUCUCAUACAGUCAAUCAUCUUCAUCUGGUUCUGGUUCUGGUUCCUCACUUUUGAGUGUCGGUGGUUCAUCUGGACAACAAAAAGGGUCAUCAUCCCUCUUGUCAGUCUCUUCAGUCGCUCCCGUCAUCUCUGGUUCCUCUGGUUCCUCUGGUUCAUCUUCAAGCCAAUCUUCAUCUUCCUCUUCCUCAUCAGGCUCAUCAGGAUCUCCAAGACCCUUUAUCUCCCUUCCCUUGAUCCCCGUUGGAGGAAUUACUAACUCUGGCUCAGAUUCUUCAUCAUCUUCUUCAACCGUUUCAUCAUCAAACUCUGGAUCUUCAUCAGCAGUCAAAGAUUCAUCUUCAGCUUCAUCAACCGCUGUUGCCGUUUCAGAAGAAGAAGAAGAAGACGAUUUAUCACUUGCCCCACCCCGAGGACCUCAUGGACACCCUGGACCCUGUGGACCAGCCAUUGGUUGUGAUGAUAAAGUUGUUGUUAUUGUUGUUGGAGGAGGUAAUGGACCACACAACCGAUGGGGUCGAUUUGCUCGAAAUUCAUUAGGCCGAGUUGGUGCUCGAUUAUCUGCCGCUUCUGAUGAUGAAGAUGAAGAAGAAGAAUACCGACGACGAUUCCGAGGUUCACGACGAUCAAACUUCAACUCCCGACGAUCAGACUCAUCUCGAUCUGCUUCAAGUUCAGACUCAUCAAACACCCGAUCAUCAUCUGUCUCAAAUAACUCAGACUCACGACGAUCAAGUUUCGACCGAAAUGAUAACCGACGAUCAUCUUCAUACGAAAACAACAACCGAUCAGAAAACAACCGACGAUUUGCCCGAUCACACAGCUCAAACGAAGAAAAUGUUUCAUCAAAUGAUUCACGAAACUACAACCGACGAUCAUACAACUUGGACAACCAAUACGAUUCAGUCAACAAUGUCAACAAUGUAGUUAACAGAAUCAACCGAAUUAACCGAAUCAACCACGUUAACAAUGUAAACAAUGUCGAAAACCAAGUUGAUAUCAACAAAUCAUCAUCAUCAGUCUCAAAAAAUAGCUCAGUUAACAAUAUUAACAACGUUUCAAAGGUCUCAGAUGUCCGAUCAUCAGUUAACAACCAAGCCUCAUCUUCAAAUGUCGCUAACACCAACAACGUUCACCGAUCAAACAAUGUCCACAAUUCCGUAAACAACCAAUCAUCAAACAAUCACGUUUCACGAUCAUCUGAUGUUCGAUCUUCAGUUAACAACAGUAACAAUGUCCAACGAUCAAACAGCAACAAUGUUUCAUCAAACAAUGUCCACAAAUCCUCAGAUGUCCGAUCAUCAGUCAACAACCAAGCUUCAUCAUCAAAUGUCGCUAACACCAACAACGUUUCACGAUCAAACAAUGUCCAAAACUCAGUAAACAACGUUCACAAAUCAUCUGAUGUCCGAUCUUCAAUCAAUAACUCAGCUUCAUCAUCAAACGUAGCCAACAGCAACAACGUCCAACGAUCAAGCAAUGUCCAAAAAUCUGUAAACAACCAAGUUUACAACAACAAUGUCCAAAAAUCAUCAGACGUCCGAUCAUCAGUAAACAACCAAGCUUCAUCAUCCAACAUCGCUAACAGCAACAAUGUCCAAAACUCAGUCAACAACCAAGAUUACAGCAACAACGUUUCAAAGGUCUCAGAUGUCCGAUCAUCAGUUAACAAAGCCUCAUCUUCAAAUGUCGCUAACACCAACAACGUUCACCGAUCAAACAAUGUCCACAAUUCCGUAAACAACCAAUCAUCAAACAAUCACGUUUCACGAUCAUCUGAUGUUCGAUCUUCAGUUAACAACAGUAACAAUGUCCAACGAUCAAACAGCAACAAUGUUUCAUCAAACAAUGUCCACAAAUCCUCAGAUGUCCGAUCAUCAGUCAACAACCAAGCUUCAUCAUCAAAUGUCGCUAACACCAACAACGUUUCACGAUCAAACAAUGUCCAAAACUCAGUAAACAACGUUCACAAAUCAUCUGAUGUCCGAUCUUCAAUCAAUAACUCAGCUUCAUCAUCAAACGUAGCCAACAGCAACAACGUCCAACGAUCAAGCAAUGUCCAAAAAUCUGUAAACAACCAAGUUUACAACAACAAUGUCCAAAAAUCAUCAGACGUCCGAUCAUCAGUAAACAACCAAGCUUCAUCAUCAACAUCGCUAACAGCAACAAUGUCCAAAUCAGUCAACAACCAAGAUUACAGCAACAACGUUUCAAAGGUCUCAGAUGUCCGAUCAUCAGUUAACAACCAAGCCUCAUCUUCAAAUGUCGCUAACACCAACAACGUUCACCGAUCAAACAACGUCCACAAUUCCGUAAACAAUCAAUCAUCAAACAAUCACGUUUCACGAUCAUCUGAUGUUCGAUCUUCAGUCAACAACCAAGCCUCAUCAUCAAAUGUCGCUAACACCAACAACGUCUCCCGAUCAAGCAAUGUCCAAAAAUCAGUCAACAACCAAGCCUACAACAAUAACGUUCAAAAAUCCUCAGAUGUCCGAUCAUCAGUUAACAAUCAAGCUUCAUCAUCAAACGUCGCCAACUCAAGCAACGUCCAACGAUCAAGCAAUGUCAACAACUCCGUCAACAACCAAGCUUACAGUAACAAUGUCUCAAAGGUCUCCGAUGUCCGAUCAUCAGUCAACAAUCAAGCUUCAUCAUCCAACAUCGCUAACACCAGCAAUGUCGCCCGAUCAAGCAAUGUCCAAAACUCAGUCAACAACCAAUCUUACAGCAACAAAGUUGCCAAGGUAAAUGAUUUCCGAUCAUCAGUCAACAACCAAGCCUCAUCAUCAAAUGUCGCUAGCACCAACAAUGUCCAACGAUCAAGCAACGUCAACAACUCAGUUAACAACCAAGCUUCAUCCGUAAACAUCAACAAAUCAUCUGAUGUCCGAUCUGCUAUCAACAACUCAGCUUUCUCAAACAAUGUCGCCAAGAGCAACGUUCAAUCCUCAGUCAACAAUGUCCAAAAAUCAUCUGAUGUCCGAUCUUCAAUCAAUAACCAAGCUUCAUCAUUGAACGUUGCCAACAGUAACAACGUCCAACGAUCAAGCAACAACCAAGUUUACAACAACAACGUUUCCAAGGUCUCCGAUGUCCGAUCAUCAGUCAACAACCAAGCUUCAUCAUCAAAUGUCGCUAACACCAACAACGUCCGAUCAAGCAAUGUCCAAAACUCAGUUUCAAACUCAGCUGUUAACAACAAUGUCCAAAAAUCAUCUGACGUACGAUCAUCAGUCAACAACCAAUCAUCAAAUGUUAACGUCAACAAAUCAGUCAACAACCAAGCUUACAGCAACAAUGUCUCAAAGGUAUCCGAUGUCCGAUCAUCAGUUAACAACCAAGCUUCAUCAUCAAACGUAGCCAACAGCAACAACGUCCAACGAUCAAGCAAUGUCCAAAACUCAGUCAACAACCAAGCCUACAAUAGUAACGUUCAAAAAUCCUCAGACCUCCGAUCAUCAAUCAACAAUCAAGCUUCAUCAUCCAACAUCGCUAACACCAGCAAUGUCGCCCGAUCAAGCAAUGUCCAAAAUUCAGUCAACAACCAAGCCUACAACAAUAACGUUCAAAAAUCCUCAGAUGUCCGAUCAUCAGUUAACAACCAAUCAUCAAACGUUAACAUCGCCAACUCAAGCAAUGUCAACAAAUCAGUCAACAACCAAGCUUACAGCAACAAUGUCCAAAAAUCCUCAGACGUCCGAUCAUCAGUAAACAACCAAGCUUCAUCAUCCAACAUCGCUAACACCAGCAAUGUCCAAAACUCAGUCAACAACCAAGCCUACAACAGUAACGUCCAAAAAUCGUCAGAUAUCCGAUCAGUCAACAAUCAAGCUUACAACAGUAACAUUGCCAAAUCAUCUGAUGUCCGAAGCUCGAUCAACAACCAAGCCUCAUCAAGCAAUUUCGCUAACUCAGUCAACAAUGCUUAUUCAUCAAACAAUGUUGCCCGAUCAAGUGACAUCCGAAAUGCCGCUUCAUAUGUUAACAAUCAAGCCUCAAGUAACAUCGCCAACUCAAACUCUGUUAGUCGAUCAAGCAAUGUCGCCAAUUCAGUAAACAAUGCUUUCUCAUCAUCUGAUGUCCGAGACUCACGAUCAUCAAUCAACAAUGCUUUCAAUUCAAACUCAGUCAGCAAAUCAGUCUCUGAUAUCCGAAACAGUCAAUCAUCAAGCGAUUACCAAAAUUCAGUAAACAAAUCAUUCAACUCACGAAACUCAUUAUCUGAUGUCCGAAACUCAGCCUUCUCUUCAGACUCUCGAUCUUCCUAUGAUGCUUCCCACUCUGCUAAAUCACACUCAUCUUCCUCAUCAAGCUUUGACGCUUCAAGCAAAUAUGCCGCAAGCCAUUCAGCUCUUAACCAAGUCAAUGGAUUAGCAACUUCACUUACCUCAAGCACUGGCGAUCUCGCUUCAUCCGUAACUAACACCGCUUCCAACCUUGUCACUGGUAUCACUGGAUCAUCAAACAGCAACGGUUUACUCGGUGGUAUCCUCGGUGGAGUCUCAAAAGACGGACUUGUCGGUGGUGUCUUAGGAACCGCUUCAAACCUUCUCGGUGGUAAUUCAGGAUCAUCUUCAUACAGCUCAUCCCGAAGCUCAUCAUCAGCCUCAGGAAAUGGACUUGUUGGUGGAGUCUUAGGAACCGCUUCAAACCUUCUCGGUGGUAAUUCAGGAUCAUCAUACAGCUCAUCCCGAAGCUCAUCAUCAGCCUCAGGAAAUGGACUUGUUGGUGGAGUCUUAGGAACCGCUUCAAACCUUCUCGGUGGUAAUUCAGGAUCAUCAUCAUACAGCUCAUCCCGAAGCUCAUCAUCAGGUAACGGACUUCUCGGUGCUAAUUCAGGAUCAUCAUCAUCUUCUUACAGCUCAGGAAAUGGAGGAUCCCUUAAUGGCGUUGUCGGAGCCGCUUCUAACAUCGUUGGAGGUGGAUCACGAUCUUCAUUCAGCUCAAGCUCAAGCUCAGGAUCAGGAUCAGGAUCAAGUUCAGGACUUGUUGGAAAUAUUUUAGGAUCUAACUCAGGCACAGGUAUUCUUGGAAAUAUCCUCGGUUAAUUAAAUAGUAGUAGAAACCAAUCAAUUCAAUUGUAAUGAAAAACCAAUGUGAUAAAUUAAGUGAAAAAUGUAAUCCGUUAAUCUUAAGCCUUUCAUUUUUAUCCUAAAAAUGAUUACCAAUAAACAGACAGGACUGUAAACUCCUUUACAACAAAA
Messenger RNA from Panonychus citri (citrus red mite), 5504 nucleotides. RefSeq names its product homeobox-like protein HDP1. The record is from RefSeq and is a predicted model, not a curated record. NCBI's taxonomy places the organism in Eukaryota, Metazoa, Arthropoda, Arachnida, Trombidiformes, Tetranychidae.